AGAAUAAAAGUCGUCUUCACGGACCGGCUCGUUUAUUUGUCCCCGUAAAUACCAAACCACCCCCAAACAAUUUGGAGGUAAAAACCCUAAAAUUCCUUUUAGAAACCUCGCAAAUGUGUGGAUUUUAAUUUCUCUUCCAACCGUUGGUGGGCGAUCUUGAAAGUGGAGUUAGAAGAGAGUUAGGAGGAGGAUAGAGAUUAGAGAAGGCCCUUGCCGCCACCUAACUCCGAAGAACAAGAUUGACAUCUAGUUCCACCCUCUCUUUCGCGCCAUAUAAGUGCCCGUUGGGGCUUCCACAACUCAUUCAGGGCUUCGAUUCCGAUCGCUUGAGCCUGAUUGUGAAAUAUUGAUGGUAGGAGAUGGAGAUGAUGUAAUAAGUUAGAUGUGUAGAUAGUUAUGAGAUUUAAUUUUGGCUACAGUGGUGACCUGUGUGUUGUCUGCAAUAGAGGCUUAUUAGGAGCUAAGCUGUUCUGUUUAAGAGGGUAAGAUGCCAUCUUCUUAUUUAUCGAAGCUUAGGACUGCAGUACAGAGAUCGAUUGUAGGCCAGGAAGGUGUUGUUCACGACUCGCUAGAGGGGCUAAUUGGGCAAGGCAAAUUGUUGUUUGGAAAUUCUAGGCUGUUCCAUUCGAGACCCUUUUCGGCUAUUUCAGACCUGAAUGCAUUUCUGCCGCCGGGCACUGUUGUCGCUGCAAGGUCGGAUUCGCAGUUAGUUAACCAGAGGACGCAGAUUUCUGUUGUUGGGGAGAUUUCGCGGAUCAUUUCAACUCCAUCUGUGUCGGGGCCUUCGUUCCAAGUUUGUGGGUAUCAUAUUGAUUCUGUGCUUUCAGAUCCCAGUCAGUUUCAGACUAAAGCCAUGGCUUUGUGCGGUUCUAGAGCUCUAGUUGGGGGGUGUUCCCCGGAUACUUUAACAUCAAGGCGUGGGCUGCUUUCGUUGUUAACUGAAAGUGCUUGUACAUUUUAUAACAACAGAAGUAAAAGUUCUGAUGGUUGCCAGAAAGCAAGCAUGAGUUUGAAGAACAAGGGGCCUCCCAACACUAAUGCAACUUAUGGAUAUUUCGUAUAUGAAGUUGGGAAGAGAUGGUGUAGUAACUUCCCAAUAAAUGGAUUAAGCUCGAGAGAAUUUCAUAAUUCUUCCACAUGCUUCUCUGCUGGGACUGCCCACGAUGUGUCUUUUGAUAAUUCUGCUCCUGAGGAGCAGCUUUCAAGUUCUACAGAUUCAUCAGAUCAGAAGAACACAGAUGCAAAGUCCUUAAAACUAAGUUCAGGAUCAUGCUACCUGCCCCAUCCUGAUAAAGAGGACACUGGCGGGGAGGAUGCUCACUUCAUAUGUGUGAAUGAACAAGCAAUAGGGGUGGCAGAUGGUGUUGGUGGCUGGGCAGAUCAUGGUGUUAACUCAGGAUUGUAUUCCCGAGAACUGAUGUCUAAUUCUGUAACAGCUGUUCAGGAGGAACCCAAAGGUUCAGUUGAUCCUGCUAGGGUGUUGGAGAAAGCUCACUCCAGCACAAAAGCCAGAGGUUCCUCAACAGCAUGCAUCAUAGCACUCACAGAACAGGGUAUACAUGCAAUUAAUUUAGGUGAUAGUGGGUUUAUAGUUGUUCGAGACGGGUGCACCAUCUUCAGAUCCCCUGUGCAGCAGCAUGAUUUCAAUUUCACUUAUCAACUGGAGAAUGGAGUCAACAGUGAUCUACCUAGCUCUGGCCAGGUUUUUACAGUUCCUGUUGCUCCUGGGGAUGUUAUAGUUGCUGGAACUGAUGGCCUGUUUGACAACUUGUAUAACAAUGAGAUUACUGCAGUUGUGGUUCAUGCCAUGAGAGCUGGAUUAGGGCCUCAGGUGACAGCUCAAAAGAUUGCAGCCUUGGCACGCCAACGAGCGCAGGACAGAGACCGGCAGACACCUUUCUCUACUGCUGCUCAAGAUGCUGGGUUCCGUUACUAUGGCGGCAAGCUCGAUGAUAUCACUGUUGUAGUUUCCUAUGUUACCAGUUCAAGCGAUGCAUGACUCCAGAUCAAACACUCUCAUAUGUACAUGCACACAUCUUAUUUUAAUUUCAUUUUCAUUACCCGACUCGGUGUUGGAGAAUCAAAGCAUUCUCUAUGACAGGCUUAUUGUAAAAGCAAAAUGGCAUCAGGCCUGAUUUUGUCUUGUCA
This is a messenger RNA of Rosa rugosa (rugosa rose), 2148 nucleotides long. Its product is annotated as probable protein phosphatase 2C 55. NCBI's taxonomy places the organism in Eukaryota, Viridiplantae, Streptophyta, Magnoliopsida, Rosales, Rosaceae. The record is from RefSeq and is a predicted model, not a curated record. Bases 488 to 1999 code for a protein of 503 amino acids. The transcript is spliced from 5 exons.